UUAUGUCUGACUCUGGAAGUCCAAAGUCCAUGCGCACAACGCAACAUUACUGCCCAAUAUGUCUCAAAUCAAUAGGAAAUCAAGAAAAUUUGAAUCGACACGUGGAAGUACUUCAUUCAGAAAAAACAGUUCUCUACGUGUGCCCGAUUUGUAAUUUAGGGCUUCGUUGGGCAAAGAAUUUUCCAACACACGGUACAAAAUAUCAUGGCAUGACUCAUCAAGACGGACUGAACAAAAUGAAAUCGCUUCAAAUAAAGGUCGUUGAUAAUAGCGGAUAUAUGGGUUCGGCAAAGACUAUAACAACGCAAUGUUUAGAUGAUAACGUUCCGAAAGAUGAGAACAUUCCAUUAAAGAAAAGAAAGAUUGAUUUUGAUGAACAACAGACUGAAAAUGAUAAUAUUCGUGUCGAAAAAUAUGUUUCCCCCGAAAACGUUUCGCCCAAAAAUGUUUAUAUCGAUGCGAAUUCUAUAUUCAAUGCAAGAAUUGAUAUUUUGAGUGAAUUGAGCAAAUGGGAGUGUGGUUCAUUGUCUUUGCUACGUGAAUCUAGUGAUCCAAUAAUGAUUCGGUUGGUAUUAAUGAUUGGCGAUCAAGUUCAAUGGGAUGAACUAUUGACCGUUCAAACCAAGUUCCAAAUGAUUAAAAAAACUGAAAUGAAAUGGACUGGAGAAGAUUUCUCACGAAACUAUUCGCGAAUGAUGGAAACUGUCGUACGCUUCAAACUAUCAAAAGUUCGUGAUAAGUUUUUCAACGUUUGGUCAGAGGUUGAGAAAACAAUGAUGGAACAACUCAAGACAAAGUCGUCUGGUGCUUAUGAAGAAGAAGUGCCAAUGAAGACCGAAUUGAAUAACUUCGAACAAAGUUUCACCGCAUCAAGUGAAGAGACAACCACUUUGCCGAUCAAAAGCGUGGAUGUAAAAUGGACAUGCACCCUUUGCGAUGAAUCGAACACUGGCUACGAUUGUAAAUCGUGUGGUGAAUUCCAACAGAUAUUACCAUCAACACCAAAACUACCCGACACCUCCCAAUUGAUCAAUCAUUCAACGACGCCGAAAAAACUAGCUCCAUUUCAGUUGAUAAACGAUAGCAACAAAAACCGUACCACCAGCAAUGCCAAAGAAAAAACCAUUUUAUUUGACCACAAAGCGAAACUCUAUCGUUUUGAACAAAACAAUUGGGAGGAACAUGGUAUUGGUAACAUCAAAAUUUUGGGAAAUUCAUAUGAUAAUACACUUCAAUUACUGAUGCAUAGCGAGAGCGAUUUAACACUUGUUUGCAAUCAAACCAUUUCAAAACAUACGUUAUUCGACGAGGCGAAAAUUGAAGAGGGUGUAAUAACAUGGAUGGGACAUGAAUCAGGUGAUUCUUCGGAAGAACAAUGGGCAUUAACAUUUGACGUUGUAUCGACUUGCAAAAAGUUCAACAACAUCAUUUUGGUUGUAACUACAGCAACGGAAAAACUAAAAUCAGAUACGAUGAGCACAGAGUCUAUGAAUUAUAUGGAUCAUUUGAUUACAUAUUGGACAACAGAUACACCAGAAGACUUCAAGAACCGAUUUUGGAAUACUUAUAAAACAAUGAAGACUGAACAACUUUCACGUGAUAUUCAAACUUGGAACGAUAUGACCAUUCGCCUUGAUAUUAGAACGGAGGGUAAAAUGCGCUUUUUUGAAGAUUUAUGCCAGAAUCUGAACCAAAGAUCAUCAAGUCAUUCGACAGAUCACAGUUCCAUUCAGUAAACCUUAGCCAAAGAUUCUUCAUUUCUAAAUUCAUUAUCAGACCAUUUUUACUAAAGACGUUUUUCAAUUUGAGAAAUACACAGUCCACGCGUCUUUAUAUUCAGCUUAGGCAAAUGCAAUCGAUAACAUGUUUG
Molecule: messenger RNA, 1870 nt
Organism: Contarinia nasturtii (swede midge)
Lineage: Eukaryota; Metazoa; Arthropoda; Insecta; Diptera; Cecidomyiidae
Product: E3 SUMO-protein ligase RanBP2-like
Exons: 5
Coding region: 3-1736 (577 amino acids)
Biological process (GO): intracellular transport
Cellular component (GO): cytoplasm; nuclear pore
Molecular function (GO): GTPase activator activity
Source: RefSeq, a predicted model, not a curated record